UCCGUUUCAAAAGCUUGGUUCCGACUUUCGUGACUCCACCACCACCAGUGGCAAAAGCGUCAGUUUUUCGCUCGACUCCUUUCGAUUUUUUAGGGCUUAGCUCGCCGAGCCCGCCGUUCGCCCGGCCCACCCCAGGCCCACGAACACCCUCGCGCUCCCGUCCCGUCCCCGGACCUCAGCGCCGCCGUCGCCGGAGCCGGCCUCUCUGUUGCGCGCGGCAAUGGCGUUCUCCUUCGCCUCGCCGCCGGCGUCGAAUCCGUUCCAGACGCCGGCCCCGGCGGCGCCGAAUCCGUUCCAGACUCCCGCUCCGGCGCAGGCGCCGUCCUUGUCGCCCUCACCGUUCCAGUUCAACUUACAGCAGCAGCAGCCGCCACAGCAGCAGGUGGCGCCGGCGGCACAACCGCAACCCCAGCAGCAGAAGCAGCAGCUGAUGUUGUACACGAUGGAGGGGAAGCCCGCGGGGUACAACACCAAGUGGGAGGAGCUGCACGCCGAGUCACAGAAGGCGCUGCUCCAGAUCGAGGACAAGAUACGGGAGUAUAGAGAUGAGAGUGAGAGGUUGGAUCAAUGCAGUCGCCUUUAUGACUCCUCGAUCUCAAAUAUCAAUUUUGAGCUUGAUGCGAGUCGCAUUGCUCAGGAGCUUGGAGGCACCACCACUGUGAUGGAGAGGGAGAAGGUUUCCAUUCAAGAGUUAAUGACUGUUGUCAAUGAAAUGAUGUGGAACACUGAAUUUGCUAUUCGGUCAUAUAUGAUGUUGAGGCCAAGAUUCAGCCGUCCAGGUGCUGGAGCUGCAAAUGGUGGUUCUUCGAACCCUGCUGGAAAUCCAUCCAAUCAGCCAGUGUCAGUGGCACCGACCAUUGAUUUCUACAGUGGGGUCCCAAAGCGCCCUUCCCUAUUUAUGCAGCAAACUGUCACUAGGUUUGAGUGUUAUCUUGCGGAGUGCUGCAAGUGGAUCGGUGAGCUAGAGCAGCUGUUUCAAAUGGAGAAUAAUAAAAGAUCGUCAGAUUCUUUGGAAUCUCUUCCAAAAGUUAUGUCAAAUGUGCAUGACUACUUCAUCUAUGUUGCUUCUAAGGUGGAAAAUCUUCAUCAAUAUGUUGGGUCAAUGAAAACUGAAUAUCUCAAUGAACAACGUCGUAUGGGUAUUGGGAAUGAUCCAUUUCUAGAGGCAAACAGAAGAGAAGCAGCUAAACAAGAAGCGGCUGCCAGAAGGGUCCAUCCAACUUUGCAUUUGCCUGCUCCUGCACAGCCUACAACACAAAUUGCUGCACCAGCAACAAGCCAACCGCAGCAAUCUUUCCCUUCUGGCACGGCUUCGUCAAGUGCUUUUUCAGCUUUUGGCACUCCAGCUUCCGCUCCAUCGUCUUCUAGCCUCUUUUCAACUCCAACUACUCCAGCUCCAUCAGGCAACCUUUUUGGUACAGCUGGAUCGGCUCAGUUGACCACACCAUUUGGGACAGCUUCCACUCCAACACUUGGAUCAACACCAGCUCCAUCUGGAUUUGGGACCAGCAAUAUAUCUUUUGCUUCACCGUCUACAUUGGGUGGAACACCACUAUUUUCUACACCAUUUGGAGGUGGAGCUACAGCUUCGGGUUCCAGCUUCGGAGGUGCAUCGAAGGGGAGGUCCAAGCCACGGGGACGACGCUAGAUAUAACCAAAUCAGUGUGACAUGCGGCUGGAACAAUGGAAGCUGCAACGAAGCAACUCAGUAGCGUUCAGACUACUGUUGUCGGCGUCCCCAGAGCUGAUGAUGAACCGAGUCGUUUUCAUGGCUUGGUGCUGGACACUCUGGAGGACGUCUAUUUCGUCUCGUUGCGUUUGAGUUCGGAGGGUUGAGGAUUGGUGUUGUUUCUCUCUCACACUUUUCCAGGGCAGCGGCGGUGCUGUUUACAACGACCAGCAGCUGCGAAUGUUCUGUGACCGUUCGCCAGUCACUUUUGGUGGAUAAAUUGUGAUGGAAUAUAUAUUUGUUUUUUCCGUUU
Molecule: messenger RNA, 1982 nt
Organism: Phragmites australis (common reed)
Lineage: Eukaryota; Viridiplantae; Streptophyta; Magnoliopsida; Poales; Poaceae
Product: nuclear pore complex protein NUP58-like
Exons: 7
Coding region: 221-1648 (475 amino acids)
Biological process (GO): nucleocytoplasmic transport
Cellular component (GO): nuclear pore
Molecular function (GO): structural constituent of nuclear pore
Source: RefSeq, a predicted model, not a curated record